GCCCAUUAAACGUCGUCAGACGAGUGACGUGUGAUUUUCUGGAAAUCAGUCAAAUGUGGAUUGUGUACAGGUAUAUUGUUACACGAUGCUCGAGGUUUGUCUGUACUGAAGAAAGGAAAUAGGAUAUCAUCGUACUGCAUCACAUAUUUCUCGGCGACAGAACUAGGUGCUAUCAGUCCCAGGGAGAGUGAGAGGAGUGUUGGGUGCACUAUGAGUGGGGCAGCGCUGGGAAUAGAGAUUGUGGGGGUCUUUUUCCUGGCUCUGUUCCUCCUGCAUCGCUAUGGCGACUUCAGAAAGCAGCAGCGCAUGGUUCUUUUUGGCACACUGCUGGCUUGGUAUUUGUGCUUUCUCAUCGUCUUCAUUCUUCCCCUGGAUGUCAGCACGACAAUCUACAAACAGUGCAUAAUUGAUCAUGAAGUACAUGCUCAGACACCCACUGUGAGCCCUGUCACUUCAAACCAGACAACUGGAAAUACCUCUGUAUCACCCAGUAAAAGCACCCCACAUGUGUGCUAUAAACCAUGGAGUUACAUUCCAAAUGGCAUCAUGCCAGUGUUCUGGAGGGUUGUGUACUGGACCUCACAGUGUCUUACUUGGCUUCUCCUGCCAUUCAUGCAGUCCUAUGCUCGCUCUGGGGGUUUUUCCAUCAUGGGGAAAAUCAAGACAGCCCUCAUUGAGAAUGCCAUCUAUUAUGGCACAUACCUUUUCAUCUUUGGCUCGCUUCUCAUUUAUGUAGCUGUGCAUCCUCAGUGGCACCUUUCCUGGUAUGAGCUGCAGACCAUCGGUAUCACUGCGGCCAACACAUGGGGUCUGUUUCUUUUAGUGUUGCUGUUGGGUUAUGGCCUGGUUGAGAUCCCCCGCUCAUACUGGGAGGCCUCGCGCCAGGGUCACCUUCUCAUCAAGACUUACUUCAAGGUGGCCAAGCUCAUGACUGAGAAGGCGGAUGCAGAGGAGAAUCUGGAGGAUGUGAUGGAGGAGGUUAGAAAAAUCAAUGAGUCAAUCAAAUACAACCAUCCCUUGAGGAAGAAUGUAGACACUAUUCUGCGAAAGUGCCCUGUUGAAUAUCAAGAAAAGAUGGGAAGGAACAUUGAUGACUACGAGGAUUUUGAUGAUAAACAAAACACAUACCCCUCUGAAAGAAGCCUUUCAAAACUACACAAGCAGGUGAUCUACGCUGUUCAGAGACACAAUCGCACACGUGUUCAAUGGCAGAUCUUGCUGGAACAGGCUUUUCACUUGGAGGACGUUGCCAAAAAUGAAACCAGCUCCUCUCGGCAGUUUGUUCACAGCUUUGCUUCUCCAGAACCUGUAGGCUGGUUCAGACGCUACAUCUAUACGCCUACAGUAGAGUGGUACUGGGAGUGUUUGCUGAAACAGUGGUUUUUCCGUGUGCUGGCUGUGGUUCUGGCUCUCUUUUCUGUGGCUGUGGUUUGGUCGGAAUGCACCUUUUUCAGUACUCGCCCCGUUCUUUCGCUCUUUGCUGUGUUUAUUCAGCUUGCUGAGAGAGAUUAUAACUACCUGUACAUUGAGAUGGCGUGCUUCAUCACCAUCUUUUUCCUCUGCACCUGCGUCUACUCAACUGUGUUCCGCAUCCGAGUCUUCAACUACUACUACCUAGCUUCACAUCACCAAACCGACGCUUACAGCCUUCAGUUCAGCGGCAUGCUUUUCUGCCGCUUGACUCCCCCUCUUUGUCUAAACUUCCUGGGAUUGAUUCACAUGGAUUCUGCCAUAUCUCACCAGGCAAAGGAGCAAACUGCAUAUACCUCUAUCAUGGGUUCGAUGCGGGUGCUGUCCUUCAUUGCUAACGGCUUCUACAUCUAUUACCCAAUGCUGAUAGUUAUCCUCUGCAUCGCUACAUAUUUCAGUCUCGGCACACGUUGCCUGAACCUCCUGGGCUUCCAGCAGUUCAUGGGAGACAAUGAAAUUACCUCUGACCUGAUUGAUGAGGGCAGGGAGCUCCUCCGCAGAGAAAGAAGAAAACGUCAAAGAAUAGAAGAUGGGGAGAACAGGCGAAGAGAGUGGAAAGAGCGUUAUGCUCAGCGAGAUGAUAUUGCUUCUAGAAACCAGGCCUCAAUGUCUGAGAUGAAGGAAACUAACUAUGCUGAAACUCUGAAUUCAAACACAAACCGGCAGGCCAAGUACUCUCGUAGUGGAAGCCAGUCAGGGAGGGACAGCAUUGAGCUACUACAAGAUGCUGAGCCCUUGGACUUUAACCCUGAAACACUAACUGAUGACCCUUUGGAAUCGGGCAGUGGCAGACGUGCCAGUGGAAGGUAUCUCUCAAUGUCGUCAUCUCGAAGCCGUAUCUUUGAUGAUGUUUAAAGUAAAGGGUGAAGCAUUUUCAUUCUUUUCAAUCAAAUAACACUGUCUCUACAAGAAAAUAAUUGUCUAAUAUUCUGCAUUUUACCUCUAAAAACACUCAACAGGUUUGGUCUAUUUGACCUUCUCAUUUUAAACAUAUUCUGCUUCCUGUAUCCUGUAAUGCAGUGUAGUUACUUGCAUGUUUCCUGAUUACAACGUAAGCAUGCAGACACAUAGAAAACACACAUGCACAUUCAUUUUGAGGUGCCAGGCAGUCAAACUGCUGCAUAUGACAAAGGGAAAUGUCUUUGCCUACUGUUUCUUUACUCUGUUUCAAGAAAUGAGUCAAAGUUAAUGUGAAGUUGAACAGUCAGAGCACUGAACAUAAGGUGUUUUACAGUUGAAUGAGUACUACAGACUGGAAGGAGUUGACCUGAGACACUGUUACAUCAUUUACUACUGAUGGGUUCAGGUACUGAAAUGUACCUGAGCAUUUAAAUCAGCCAAGUAAAUAUGAAUUGACGUGAUUGUGGCCAAUUUGUGUUAGUUGUAUGUGUGAAUAGAGAUUUUAUUUUUAGGUCUACAUAUAGGCUGUUUUACAAAAUAUAAUGUAGGUUUUUUGUAUGUUAUUGUUAUUAUUAUUAUUAGUUGUUAUAUGCUCUGGCAUAGCAUUUGGGAGACUGUAAAACUGCACUGAUCGAAUGCAGUUAAAAUUACUCUAAAAUGUACCAUUUUAAAGUGUUAUGGCUUUCCUGUAGAUGAUUAGUUUAAGGGACAAAUAUUAUUGUCUUUGGAAAAGAAGCAAUUUUGUCUUUAAAGAAAUCUCAAUUUUUUAUUAUUAUUAUUUUAAUUGAUUGCUUCUUUUGUUAAAAGGAUAGUUCACCCUAAAAUGAAGAUUCUGACAUUAUUUACUCAGUCAUGUUGUUCCAAUUCCCUAUGACUUUCAUUCUUCUUUGGAACACAAAAAGAGGUGUUAGGCAGUAUGUAAUGACUGACACUCACUCGCAUCUUUUUUCCAAUCAAUUCAAGUGAACGGUGACUAAGUCUGUUAGACUGCUAAACAUCUUUUCGUGUUCUACAAAAAAAGAAAGCAAUAUGGGUUUGAAGCACAAUGAUGGUGAGUAAAUGACAACAGAAUGUUUUUAGAUUAACUAUUCCUUUAAUGUGCUUGAUAAGCUCGGGGCCGAAUGAGUCACCACGUUCGAAGUGAAGCUCAUUUUAACAUUCCAUCCAUACAAACUGUUCUUGUAUCAUGUAUUUUAUGAAUGAAUCUAAUAUUUAUUUUCACAAAUGUUUAACUUGGUUAGUAAAGCUGUAUUAUUAUGUCUUUUGGUUUGCACACAUUGAACAACUGAACUGUUCAUAUUUAAAAAAAGAAAAAAAAAAAAGGGUUCUGGGAAGGGCACCAUUCCAAAAUUAACUGCCAGGUGCAUGAAUGGAGGAUGUGUAAUCUUGAAUUAUUAUCAGCCCUUUAUUGGUUCUAUGACUUUGGUACAGUGUUAAUCAUCACCUGUUCAUUUGCUUGUUUCACAUGGCUGUUACUCUGUUGACUAAGCGACCUCGCACAACUCUUUGCAAUGAAGUUGGGUUACCUUAGGGUGUUUUCACAUCUAGUUUGUUUGAGCACUCCAAGUGCUCUCAGAGCAGUAUAACGUGUAUAUGUGAACAACCCAUGUGGUCUCAGACCCCACUAAAAGAACCUGGUCUGAUUACGGUUCGUUUGUGGGUGCUUUUGUGGUUUGAUUGAUUUGUGCGACGUGAAAGCGAAGAGGUACCAUUCCACUUUGCGUUUUAUGACAUAAGUAUCUCGUGGCUUGCCAUACAUAGCUGCAUUAAAUACUUCAUAGUCCAGUCACAAUUUACUGUCCACAUAUGGGAAUUUUAAGCAAAUAUAGACAUACCAUGAUUACCAUAAUGUGUUUUUGUGUCUCAUAUUCUGUUCUUGUAUUAUUUGAGCACCUAAAAUGAACGGACUGGCUGCUUUAAGAUGAACCGCUUUAAAGUGCUCUGAUGGGUAUACCGUCUACAGAGGUUCACACCAAACACCCACGAAAAUACAAGUGAGGAUUUUUAUAGUUUCCCUUUCAUUUUAUUUACACACAAUUUAAAAGACAUGCAGGAGGAGAUGCUUGCUUGCUCCAUUACUCUCGAGAUCAUAGAUAAAGAAACAUAUUUUCAAAUGCACAUAGAAUUUCAAAUGUUUUCCUUCAUGUGAAAUAAGGGUAACAUAAUGUGAGAGAGUGAAGAAUUUAGGACAGAAAUACAGUAUACAUUAUUACUAUUGCAUAAUGUAAUAUAAUUGGCGGUGUUGUCUGGGUUUCAUAAAUGAUUUAACAUAUAAAAUAUUACUUUUUAUGUAAUUCUAUCCCUGUGCAAUAAUUUUUCAUUAAAAAUUAUAUAUUUUUUUAAAGCCUUAAAAGUAAUCACAUAACCCCAUUUUAAAUUAUUUCAAGUUAAAUAUCAAUAAAUUGCCACUUAAGGUGUUGGCCUAUCUGUAAUAAGCAUACGUGAACCUUAAGAAGUAUGACAAUUUGUAUGACAAUUGCAUAUCAUAAUAAUCACAAUUAUUUAUGAAAAAAUACUGUCUGCCAAUUUUCAAAAUCGUAACAGCCCUAGCUGCAACGGGGUCUGAGUUAUUAAGGAGCUGUGGUGUGAAAAACAAGGGGUCUGAGACCACAAUAAUGUGAAGAGGACCAAAAAAGAAACUGGGUCCUCUUUUAAGUCCACUUACAUUGUGAACACCAAAAGCACUGAGGUCAUUUGCAGCUGGUUCCCUUUAACGGAACUGGGUUUGGUUCACUUAAAAUGUACUAUAUGUGAAAUCACCCUUAGUUAAGUGGAAAUAAUGUGAAAUGAAUGUUUGACAGGCCAUUUAUACUUUGCACGGUUACAUUUUUUCACUUUUCAAAAUGGUAAAUCCAUGAUGCUGGUAAUGUACACUUAAAAACAUGUUCUGUUUGUUUGAAAAUGUCUGAUGCCAUUUGGAUUAGAGAAGGUUUUAAAGAUCUUUAAACUCUUAAAGACAUAUUCUUAAUGCCAAUCACACCUACAUGAAUACAUAAUCAUAUUUAAUACAAGAGUGUGGUUUUCUUGUAGAAAUAUGUGGCGUAUAAAAUUGUCAAUUGAAUAUUUAACAACUACGUAACACUUAGAAGACAUGAUUAUAAAGCGCAAGACAAUUUUUGACAAUUUCAGGUGAUCUAAUACUUGAAAUUCUCCUUGUGUUACACACAUAGAAUAAUCUAAUAUAUCUGAUGUAAAUUACUGCAUGGUAUUCUAUUGAAUAUGCCGAGAAGUUUUAUUCUUGUUUUUUAAAGGAAGUGCAGUCGCAGAUGUAAGUAAUGUUAAAUUUCACUACUAUAAAUAUCAUGUAAAAAUAAA
This is a messenger RNA of Myxocyprinus asiaticus (Chinese sucker), 5685 nucleotides long. It is a transcript of the gene lmbrd2b, whose product is annotated as LMBR1 domain containing 2b. The transcript has 18 exons. Bases 211 to 2325 code for a protein of 704 amino acids. The record is from RefSeq and is a predicted model, not a curated record. Gene Ontology annotation, biological process: adrenergic receptor signaling pathway. Gene Ontology annotation, cellular component: membrane. Lineage: Eukaryota; Metazoa; Chordata; Actinopteri; Cypriniformes; Catostomidae.